CUUUAAGCCAUCCCCAUCAAUGCCCGUUUGAUCCUCUCUCUCUCUCUCUCUCUCUCUCUCUGUAUAUAUAUAUAUAUAUGUAUACAUCAUACCUCACUCUGUUUCUCACAUGGCGGCUAAAACUCUGCAACUCCAAUAUCCGUCUCGUUUCUCAACCUCCCGAUCAAAGCUAUUAGGAUCGAGUCAAAACCAUCUGGGAUUCGAAUGUGGGAUCGUGAGAAAUCCGAUCAAAUGGGAGGGUUUGGGCGUGUCGUCGGUGGGGUUUAUGAGAAACAGAGCAGGAGGGAAAACAGAGGAGUUGAAGGGACAAGCGGUGAGGUGCGCGGCAGAGGGGAUAGAGAGAGGAAUCAUAGUGGGAGAAAAAGGAGAUGAUAAGGUAGAAGUGAGAAUUCCGGAGAGGUUGAAGGUGGUGGCAUUAAUGGCGUGCGUCAUGUGUCUCUGUAAUGCCGAUCGAGUUGUCAUGUCCGUUGCUGUUGUUCCUCUCGCUGCAAAACUUGGUUGGUCAAAUUCUUUCCUUGGCAUCGUUCAGUCAUCAUUUCUUUGGGGAUACAUAUUCUCGUCAGUAAUAGGAGGAAGGUUGGUGGACAAAUAUGGAGGAAAAAAGGUUUUGGCAUGGGGCGUAGGAAUAUGGUCUUUGGCUACACUUCUUACUCCUUGGGCUGCCAACCACUCCACAACUACACUCUUCACAAUUCGAGCCAUCUUUGGACUUGCCCAAGGCGUAGCUUUACCUUCCAUGACCACGUUCCUUUUCAGGUGGUUCCCAAGUCAUGAACGUGCAACUGCAGUUGGUAUUUCCAUGGCUGGAUUUCAUAUUGGGAACGUGAUGGGCUUAGUUUUAACACCUCUUAUGCUAUCAUCACUUGGAAUUUCUGGUCCUUUCAUUCUCUUCUCCUCUCUAGGUUUAUUAUGGCUCUCAACGUGGGUGUCUGGGGUCACAAAUGACCCACGACGUAACCCAUAUAUCUCUAAAUCAGAACUGCUAUAUAUCCAAUCCGGCAAACUUAACUCUCCUAAUCCCAACAAUACUGACACGCCACCUCUACGUCUGCUCUUGUCCAAAAUGCCAUCUUGGGCUAUUAUUUUCGCUAACAUAACCAAUAAUUGGGGUUACUUUGUUCUUCUCUCCUGGAUGCCUGUUUAUUUCAAGACAGUGUUUAAUGUGAACUUGAAGCAAGCAGCUUGGUUUAGUGCUCUUCCAUGGGCGACAAUGGCAGUUUCUGGUUACAUUGCAGGUGCAGCAUCCGAUUCCUUAAUCCAAACAGGCUAUUCGUUGACCCUGGUACGAAAGAUCAUGCAGUCAAUUGGAUUCAUUGGACCUGGGGUCUCGUUACUUUGGUUAAACUACGCGAAUUCACCGGCUAUGGCUGCAGUAUUUAUCACAAUAGCCCUGAGCUUAAGUUCUUUCAGUCAAGCUGGCUUCCUUCUUAAUAUGCAAGAAAUAGCUCCUCAGUAUGCAGGAUUUCUCCAUGGCAUUUCGAAUUCGGCUGGGACUUUAGCUGCAAUAAUAAGUACAACUGGAGCAGGUUAUUUUGUUCAAUGGCUAGGAUCAUUUCAAGCAUUCCUCAAUCUCACAGCUGCACUGUAUUUUGCUGCAGCAAUCUUCUGGAACUUGUACGCGACGGGAGAGCGAGUUUUCUAGAUUAAAAUUUCAUAUAAUCAACUGGUAGCUUAAGUAGUAUAUGUAGGGUGUACAAGAGGAAGUAAAUACGCAAA
This is a messenger RNA of Carica papaya (papaya), 1716 nucleotides long. It is a transcript of the gene PHT4;2, whose product is annotated as phosphate transporter 4;2. Gene Ontology annotation, biological process: transmembrane transport. Gene Ontology annotation, molecular function: phosphate transmembrane transporter activity. The record is from RefSeq and is a predicted model, not a curated record. Gene Ontology annotation, cellular component: plastid. NCBI's taxonomy places the organism in Eukaryota, Viridiplantae, Streptophyta, Magnoliopsida, Brassicales, Caricaceae.